Messenger RNA from Meloidogyne enterolobii, 2223 nucleotides. NCBI's taxonomy places the organism in Eukaryota, Metazoa, Nematoda, Chromadorea, Rhabditida, Meloidogynidae. The record is from the annotation of a GenBank genome assembly.
UUGUCUCUAAACACUUUAAUGUCACAAACUCAAGCAAAAGUUGAAUUUGACUUUGACGCCCAGCCAGCAAGUGGAGAACUUACAAUUAAAUCGGGAGAAAUUGUGACUGUUCUGAAAGAGGGAAUAGAUGGCGGUUGGAUUGAAGUUCGCAACUCUAAAGGAAAAGUUGGUCUAGUUCCGGCAAGUUAUGUGUCUAAAAUGCUUAUGUCCAAGAACACAGCAACAACGACAGGGGGACCGCCGCCUUCAGCACCCCCUCCUCUACCCCAAGUAAAUAAUCCUCCACCUUCUAAUGUGCCAGCAAUAUAUGAACUUCCGCCAGUUACCGCUCCUUUAACUACAACAAAAACAACAACAAAUACCCCUUCACUCUAUCCAACAAUUCAACAAGAACCUUCUGCACCAGCUUUUGACCCUUGGGAUGAUCCUAAAUUUGGGCAAACUUCAACAUUUGGUUUCAAAAACAACCAAAAUCAACCUCCAGAAAGUAGUACUGACCGAACAGCUCCCUCUUUUGAUGAUGAUUUUGACGAUGAUUGGUCUGAUGAGGAUGAGGAGGUUGCUUAUACUUCUUCAAAAGAACAGCAACAAAUUGAAGAUGUUUUAAAUAAAUCUGAACAAGAAGAAGGAGGAAAAGAAGAAAAUAUUAAAACUAAAAAAGGAGGAGGAGGAGGAGAAGAAUUAUUUAAAGAAAAAACAAUUUUAGUAGAACAACAUUCACUUUUAACAACUUCAAGUGAAACAAGUAAAACUAAUACUACAACAACGGGGAAACAGGCUAGUAGUAGUUGUGAUGUUGUAUUCUUGUGUUUGUACAAAAUUUUUGUGUUGUACAAGUCUGUAUUGUUGUUGUUCUGUGGUUGUGAAUUUACAAGUGCAUCUCAUUCAAUUACUAAUGAUUCCACCACCAAUUCAACUAAUAAAAUGGUUGGAAGGAGUCAUUCUACUGGCCCGGAAACGGGUAGUCAAAUAAUUAAUAAACAACAGCAACAACAAAUAGCGACUGGGGGAACUACUCGAAUUAAAAAUUUGAAUAGAUUUACAAAUUUUGUCAAAACUGGAAUGGAAGGAUACAUUCUCUCUACAGCCAAAUUUACUUGUUCUCCAGUUGAACAGCCUCAAAUAAUUUUGGACGCAAGAAUUGGUGGAGUUGAAGGAGUUAUGUGGAACAACCCAUCUACUUUUUAUACUUGUAAUGUGACUAAACCUAAAAAAGAAACAAAACUUAAAGGGCUUAAAAGUUUUAUUGCUUAUUCUCUUACAUGUUCAACAACAGGAAUUCAAGUUUCGCGACGUUAUAAACAAUUUGAUUGGUUACACUUACAAUUGACAAACAAAUAUUUAAUUAUUCCAAUACCACCAUUACCUGAGAAACAAGUUUCGGGUCGUUAUGAAGAAGAUUUAAUCGAACAUCGCCGUUCUAUCCUACAACUUUGGGUCAAUAAAAUUUGUCGACAUCCAGUAUUAUCCCAAUCAGAAGUAUGGAAACAUUUUAUGUCUUGUACAGACGAAACAAAAUGGAAGAAAGGAAAAAGACUUGCAGAACGAGAUGAAUAUCUUGGGGGAAAUUUUUUCUCUUCUGUUAAUGCUCCAAAUGUUGUUUUGGAUGUGGCUAAUGUAGGCACCGCCGUAGAACGAUUUGCUCGUUUGUCACGAAGUCUUGACGAAAGUUGUCGAAAAAUAUAUGAUCAAGUAGUUGAGACACAAAAAAGAAUGGCUGGACCAUACAAAGCUAAUUGGCAAAAGAUGGCAGCUGCUUUCGAUUCACUGGGGCAGUCUUUGGAUAUUGGGGGAAAUGCAAACAAUUCUUCCGUUCAAAACGCCAUAAAAACAAGUGCUCAUGUUUUACAUAAAAUUGGUGAACAACACGAAGAAUAUGGACACAAACAUUUGGAACAAUUAUUAGAUUUUUUGUUUGUUGCUAAAGGAACGUUUGCGGCUAUACCCGAUGUUGUUAAUAUACAUAAAUCAGCAUUUGCUAAAAUACGUGAAAAUGAAAGGUACCAAAAUGAAGGCAAAUUAUCUGCUGAAGACGCUGAAAAUAUUCGACAAAAGGUGGAUGUUUGUUCUUAUUCAAUGCUUGCAGAAAUUAACCAUCAACAAUCUGAACGGGAUUUAGAUUUUGCUACAAUGUUUGGAUCCUUUUUUUCUCAACAAGCUGCAUUUUAUCAUAAUAUCGGAAAUCAACUUACACAUUUAGCUUCACUUUAUAAACCUAAAUGA